AUGUCUCUCUAAGAAGCCACUAUUAUGGUAGGGGCUGGCAAUAGAAUAGGGGGUUAAAUAGUCAAUGAAAUUUACCAUUAACAAAGUAAUUAAUUUCGGAAUAUUUAGAGAAUAAAAUAGGGAAAUAUUUGAUGAAACAAGCAAUGAAUAAGAUAAAAGAGGUGAUGUAAUUCAGAAUGGCAUAAAAAAUAAGGUUAAGAAUAGCUAUGAAGAUAGAAAAAAAUAAAAUGAAUAUUUCAAAAAACCUUGUUUCCACUUCCAAUUGA
This is a messenger RNA of Paramecium octaurelia, 266 nucleotides long. NCBI's taxonomy places the organism in Eukaryota, Ciliophora, Oligohymenophorea, Peniculida, Parameciidae. The record is from the annotation of a GenBank genome assembly.